AACUAGUUAACCGCUUUCUUCCCAAGCGCGAACAGGAUCUUCUUUUAUAGCCUCUCCAGUCCUCGUCUCUCCUCUUUAGCCCACGUACACCCUGCUCCUCUCCUUCCAACACCCACCAAUGUUACUACGCCUCCUCGCGCUGAUCUUUGCCGCCGUCUUGGCGGCGUCCUCGAGCUCCAUCGAUGCCCGUGCUAUCCACCCUAUCUUCCUCCCCUUCGGCGACAAUGGCCGUCGCCUGAUCGGCAUCCAGAGGUGCGAAGAAUGCUUCGGCAUAUGUCACGAGGUGCACUACAGGACGCUGUGUAGCACGCUGGCGACGCUGCCCGGGGUGACGACCCCGCAGCAGCUCCUGGACACGGCCCUGCGGGUGACGGCGGCCAAGUCGGCGAUGGCGGAGAUGCGGCUGGACGAGGCGAUGAGGGCAGGCCUGGGCAACACCAUCCCGAUGAUGUCGUCGCUGCAGUCGUGCAGGGACAGCUACGCGUCGCUGACGGACGCACUGGGGAAGUCGCGGGCGACGCUCAAGAAGGGGGGCAGCCGCGACGACCUCAUGUCGGAGCUGUCUGCGGCCAGCACCUACUCCACCGACUGCCGGGACAUCUUCGGCGAGCGCCCGGGGCUCAAGUCGCCGAUACGCGGCGCGCAGCGCCACAUCACGCGCCUCGUCAGCAACUGCCUCGACCUGGCUACCGCCAUCAGGCAGCCCUGAGCGGUGGAUCCGACGAUGCAGGCCAGCUUCCGGUUCUGUGCACCUGACGUUUCUUGGAUACCAUUCAGAUUUUGGCAUGUGGUAGUUUUAUUAUUUUCCGUAUUACGUGUAUUUUAGUGUAGUGUGUAGAUUUGUCAUCUAGGAUGGGUAUUGCGUUUCAUAGAUAACCUGUGGAUAGAGAAAAAAUGUCUUUAGUUGACGCCGGUCUAUUCUGUACUCAGAACAAGUUAUGUUUGUCGGAAUGGAUCUUC
Messenger RNA from Triticum urartu, 960 nucleotides. RefSeq lists its product as uncharacterized. NCBI's taxonomy places the organism in Eukaryota, Viridiplantae, Streptophyta, Magnoliopsida, Poales, Poaceae. Gene Ontology annotation, molecular function: enzyme inhibitor activity. The record is from RefSeq and is a predicted model, not a curated record.